AUGGAUGCCUUAAGGAAAAAGUCACCCUUACUCUUCGUUACAUCCCCAAAACCUAAUUGCACAGGUCUUUAUCCGAGUGACAUCGGUAGCAGCGCACAGGCUCCUGGAGGCGGUACAUCACCAUCUCAAUGGUCGGCGAUCGUCGGCCUUGUCACUGCAAUGCUGCUGCUCGUGAUGCUGCUCUGCUCCAUGUUGGCCCUGUUGAGGCGACGCUUUCUGACGGAUGAACGGAAGUCAACUCAAGCUGGUAAGUGUACCUCUUUCCUGUUUCAAAGUGUAGGUGCAUUGUCGAGAGAUUGA
Molecule: messenger RNA, 300 nt
Organism: Protopolystoma xenopodis
Lineage: Eukaryota; Metazoa; Platyhelminthes; Monogenea; Polystomatidea; Polystomatidae
Source: the annotation of a GenBank genome assembly